Messenger RNA from Dichotomopilus funicola, 216 nucleotides. RefSeq lists its product as uncharacterized. The transcript has a single exon. Bases 1 to 216 code for a protein of 71 amino acids. The record is from RefSeq and is a predicted model, not a curated record. Lineage: Eukaryota; Fungi; Ascomycota; Sordariomycetes; Sordariales; Chaetomiaceae.
AUGCGCUUUGCUCGGCAUCCCAAGAUAUUGACCGAGAGCGAUAGGCGAAGGUACGUCGCCGGGACCUACGUGGACUCUGACGACGCCCGGACCAUCUGCAAGAGCUUCCACAUACCCGCGGCGGUAGUCGACCAGUUGGAGACUGAGGCGGCGGCGGCGGCGGCUGCCGCUGCUACUGCUCCUGCCGUUACUAGUGGCGGCGGGCACGCCUUGUAA